AUGGAAGACGAAUAUGAAAGAGAAGGAGUCGAUACUUCCUUACUCCCCCCCUUUGUGAGUGAACAAAACCAUUGGAAAAAUCCCUAUUUUUUGCCCCAAAAACCCACCCUCUCCGUGAGUGAACAAAAAUUUUUUUAAUAGAAAAAAAAUUUUGAUAUAUAAGUGAUAAUUAGUGUAAUGAAAUCUCAAGCUAAUUCUGUUUAAUUUAAAUAAAUUGCAUUUUAAAACAUAAAUUUUAUAAAUUAAAUUAAAUAUUUGCUUCCCAAUUUUUGCAAAUUAGGAUUUUUUUAAAAUUUAGAAAAAAAAAAAAUUUUCUAUAAAAUUUAUAUAUAAAUUUUUUUUAAAAAAAAAAUUAACUCCGUGAGUGAACAAAAUUUUUUUGUUUCACUCACACACGAGGGGGGAGUUAGAAGAUUUUGAAUCAUAUGAAAGCUAUUUGAAUUCACAUAUCAGCGAAAUAGAUCGCUAUUACUUAGAAGAUGAAGAUCUUGCAAGACAGCUUGUUGAGCUUGGAAUCCAAGGAAAAGGGGAAAUCCUCACUAGAGAUGAAUUCGAAAAACGGAAGAGAGACAAUGAAGCAGCAAAAAAAGCCAAACAAGAAAACGUGCCAAAGAAACUAGCGAGCGCUGAUAAAGAUCUGACAGGAAAGCCUUUUCUGCAAGCCUUAGCCAAAAGAGAAGAGCAAGUCCGCAACGGCCGACUCACUACAAUCAUUUUUAUAAGAGAUCUGCAAUUCAAAGGAAAUAAAAAAAGAGAAAUAUCAGGAUAUAUUGAUUAUAACCAUAGAUUAAAGACAGAAAACUUUGAAGAGUAUUUUAAUGGGACGAAAUUAUUGCUGCCGACUCCUCACUUCCCCCUUUCUAAGUGAACAAAAAAUUUCGUUCGCUCACGAAAAAAGGUUAUUUUUUUUAUUAAAAAUUAAAAAAAUCCUAACUUGAAAGCAAAUAUUGAAUUAAUUUUUGCAAAAUAUAUGCUUUAAAAAUGCAAGCCAAUAAAAUUAAACAGAAUUAGCUAGAGAUUCAUUAUAUUAAAAAAAUUUCUAUGAAGGGUGAGUUUCUAUACAAAAAAUAGCGAUUUUUCCAAUGUUUUUGUUAGCUCACAGAGAGGGGAGUCAGGAUUUAAGCUACUAUUAUUGGGAUGGACAAAAGACAAGUAUCAAUGAAAGCCCAAAUUUUAGAGUAGACACUUACAGCGAAAGUGGCUUGCAAUUUAAGAAUAAAAGAGAUAGAAAAAUCAUAAACGUUGAUCCAGAUGCAGAAUCUCCUGGAGAUAACACACAAAGGAUUGAAAUACCAACUCAUGAAUAUGCCCAAGUUGUGUUAUAUGAUCAUUAUACACGUCGUAAAAAUUAA
Molecule: messenger RNA, 1352 nt
Organism: Blepharisma stoltei
Lineage: Eukaryota; Ciliophora; Heterotrichea; Heterotrichida; Blepharismidae
Source: the annotation of a GenBank genome assembly